Molecule: messenger RNA, 803 nt
Organism: Hypoxylon trugodes
Lineage: Eukaryota; Fungi; Ascomycota; Sordariomycetes; Xylariales; Hypoxylaceae
Product: hit family protein
Exons: 5
Coding region: 301-702 (133 amino acids)
Biological process (GO): nucleotide metabolic process
Molecular function (GO): catalytic activity
Source: RefSeq, a predicted model, not a curated record
ACUAAACUCUUGCCUUGCCGGUGAUACUUGCAUCUUUGUUACAUGGCAAUAGCAUCUAACUUACCGAGAAUUUACCGAGUUGCAGCGGGGUAGCUUCAAGCCCCUCCAGUGGUUGUGACGUCCUUUGCCAGUAGCUGAAGUAUGAGCUGUUUGGUGAAUCUCGUAAGACGGAAAUAAUAUCUGCGGAUCCUAUUUUCCACGCAUUUGUUUAUAUCUAGAUCUAAGAAGAGCCAUCAAGGUCCACGUCUCCAUUCAAUCCAACCUUAUUAAAUAUUUACCUGCUAGUCAAUUGACAUUAAAAUGGCCGCCUGCAUCUUCUGUAGGAUUAUUAAGGGAGAGAUCCCUUGCUUCAAGCUCUUCGAGAGUGACAAGACACUCGCCUUCCUCGACAUUAACCCUCUAAGCCAGGGCCAUGCUCUCGUCAUCCCCAAGUUCCACGGUGCUAAGCUAACCGACAUCCCCGAUGACGCUCUGGGUGAGAUCCUACCCGUAGCCAAGCGUCUUGCUACUGCAACUGGCGCCGUAAACUACAACAUUCUACAAAACAACGGCCGUCUAGCCCACCAGGAGGUCGACCAUGUUCACUUCCACAUGAUCCCCAAGCCGAACGAAGCGCAAGGCCUUGGAAUAGGUUGGCCGCAGCAGAAGACGGAUAUGGAUGCGUUGAAGGCUCUUUUCGAGGAUAUCAAGUCCAAGAUGUGAACGAAAUGCUAGAAACCUUUACCUCAAGAACUAAGGUGAUAGAUACUUAAGUUUCACAAUGAGACCAUUAUCCAAUAUGAAGAAAAUAUGAGAUCCCGGUC